AACCCAAGCAGACCAACUUUGGGACUUUGAAUGAACAUAUUUACACCCACCUUUCUCUUCAUGUCGACUUUUCUGGAAACAUUCACACGGAUGCCAUGGUUACUCCUACCACGAUCUUACAGGUGAACAAGGUGAUGUCCAUCUUGUUUUAUGUGAUAUUUCUCACUUACCUUCGUGGCAUCCAGUCUUCCAACAUGGAUCAAAGGAGUUUGCCAGAAGAUUCGAUAAAUUCUCUUAUUAUUAAACUCAUUCAGGCAGACAUUUUAAAAAACAAGCUUUCUAAGCAGAUGGUAGACAUUAAGGAAAACUAUCAAAACACAGUGCAGAAAACAGACGCUCAGCAAGACAUAGACAGAGAGGAAAAUGUGAAAUCAGACUUCCAGCCAGUUUUCUCAGUGGAUACAGAUCUCUUGAGGCAGCAGAGACGCUACAAUUCUCCCCGAGUCCUUCUGAGUGACAACACGCCGCUGGAGCCGCCGCCCCUGUACCUCAUGGAGGAUUACAUCGGGAAUUCCGUGGUGGUGAACAGAACCUCCCGGCGGAAGAGGUAUGCAGAGCACAGGGGCCACCGGGGGGAAUACUCCGUUUGUGACAGUGAAAGCUUGUGGGUCACGGACAAAUCCUCCGCCAUCGACAUCAGGGGACACCAGGUGACUGUUCUGGGAGAAAUUAAAACGGGCAACUCUCCAGUUAAACAAUACUUUUAUGAAACGAGGUGUAAAGAGGCCAAGCCUGUAAAAAAUGGCUGCCGUGGCAUUGAUGACAAGCACUGGAACUCGCAAUGCAAGACAUCCCAAACUUAUGUCAGAGCACUGACUUCAGAAAACAACAAACUGGUGGGCUGGAGGUGGAUACGGAUAGACACCUCCUGUGUGUGUGCCUUGUCCAGGAAAAUAGGAAGAACAUAGCUCUGCAUCUCUUUGCUAUAUAAAUUAUUACUUU
This is a messenger RNA of Agelaius phoeniceus (red-winged blackbird), 942 nucleotides long. It is a transcript of the gene NTF3, whose product is annotated as neurotrophin 3. The record is from RefSeq and is a predicted model, not a curated record. NCBI's taxonomy places the organism in Eukaryota, Metazoa, Chordata, Aves, Passeriformes, Icteridae. Gene Ontology annotation, cellular component: synaptic vesicle; axon; dendrite. Gene Ontology annotation, molecular function: nerve growth factor receptor binding; growth factor activity. Gene Ontology annotation, biological process: negative regulation of neuron apoptotic process; nerve growth factor signaling pathway; nerve development.